This is a messenger RNA of Closterium sp. Naga37s-1, 2943 nucleotides long. The record is from the annotation of a GenBank genome assembly. NCBI's taxonomy places the organism in Eukaryota, Viridiplantae, Streptophyta, Zygnematophyceae, Desmidiales, Closteriaceae.
AUGUCGUGGAUUCGGUCGAAUCUGGCCAAGGUGGGCACGUUCGCAGGGUCCGUGGUGCAGAAGGCCGGAGAUGCCGUGGAGCGAGGCGCCAAGAUGGUGUACGAGCAGGCAGAGAGCGCUGUGGUGAGUUUCAGUGUGUGUUUUGUUUUUCUCCUGGCAGAGGUGGGAAUGUGUGCUAGGGGUUCCGUCGUCCAGAAGGCCGGAGAUGCCGUUGAGCGAGGCGCCAAGAUGGUGUACGAGCAGGCGGAGAGCGCUGUGGUGGGUCGGCCGCACAACAGCUUCCGCCAUGCAAUACGGCGGAUAGAGGAGGUGGCGUCGUUCGCACGCGGCAGCGAGCGCAAGGAGGCUCUGGCGCGCUGGCUGGCUGCGCUCUCAGACAUCCAGCAGGAGAACGACCGCCUUCAGGCGCAAUUCCAGAGGCGCAAGAAGAGGCAGGAGAAAGAGGAACGGAAGACGCAGGGAGGGAACCAGCAGGAGGAGGUGACAGCAGAGUCUGCUGCUAGUGCUGAAGGUUCUGCUGCUACUGGGGCUGCUGGGGCGGCUGCUGAAGCUGGCGCCAGUGAUGCUGGUGCUGCUGUGAGCUCAGGGCGAACGGAAGGAGUAGGAGCGGAGGGGGCAGUUGCUGACAGAGCUGAUGACGAAGGCAAGGAUCAUGCCAGUGUUACAGAGGGUAACCAGGCCAAAGAUGGGGAAGCAGAAGGUGUGGAGGCAGGAUUAUCAUCACAGGUACAGACCGAUGGGGCUCAGGGGAAGACGGAGUCAGUAGCAGCAGAAUCAGUUGGAAAAUCUAAGGAUGGGGUUGUGGGAGAUGGAGCAGAAGCGGAACCACAAGUAGGUAGCAAGUCAGCAGAAGCGGGUGAUAUCGCAGCAGCAGGAGAAGAAGCGGAGGAGGUGGCGUCGGUAGGGGAUGGAUCGUCACAAGAUGAGGGAGCACCGCCAUUGUCAAAGUCAGCAUCAACUGGACGGGCUUCCAUGGUUCUUUUUUAUGACCCAGACGCGGGCAACGAAGCCCUCAACUUCAGAGACGUAUUUCUGCGCUCCAGUGCUCUGGAGCUCAUAGUGGCGUCGAUGGUGGUGGCGCCGGGGGAUGAGGACGAGAUGGCGCUGCUGAGAGGGCUCUUCGGCCUCUGUCUGAACCUCUCCUCAACCCAGUGCAAUGAUCUGCUCGCAGCCCUGCAGUCACUUGGCUCCUCCCUCUCUGCUUACUCCGAACUCAAGCUGCCAAGUGAUGAUUUGGCCACGAUGGUAGCAGAGGCAAUUACAGGGUUGAAGGUCAACCCCGAGAUUGAAAGGGUUGACUUGGAGUCGUGUCGCUUGCAGCACCUCAUGGCUGAGGCUGCCUUGGUUGCCGCCUCUUUGCCUGCAGCACACCAGCGCUCCGCCGCCUCCAAUCCCUAUGCUGUAUCCCUUCCAUCUGUGUGCCCUCUCUCAUCCAUUCCUCCCCUUCCCAGGCUGGGGGACACGCCGGGGGAUAGGGCGCUGAAGGUGGAGCGGGUGAGCUGUCUGGCAGCGGAGCUGAGUGAGAGCAUGGAGGGGCUCCGGAGGAAGGCUGAGGAGUGCCGCCAGCAGCGCCAGGAGGCCCUGGCGUACCGCAGCAGCAAGGCGCAGGAGGCCCGCGAGGCCGAGAAGGUACUUCUUUCGGAGGCCCAGCAGGUGCAGAAGCGCAAGGAGGAGCUGGAGGAGGAGCUGAGGCGGGUGCAGGCGGCAUUGGACGGCGUGAAUCGGCGGCUAGUGAAGCUGGAGGAGGAGAAGGAGCUCUUCUCGCAGGCCAGCAGUGGGAUUGAGGCUCACUUAUCUUCAGAGGAGGAUUCCCUCACGCACUCCCUCUCUGAGCACGAGGAGGACGCCAAGGCGCUGUCAGAAUGGAAGCAGUUUCUGCAGCAGUCGUGGCAGCUGCAGCAGGCGAGCAUGGAGGGCAAGGAGCGACAGAUGAGGGAGGAGAUGAGUGACCGCAAGAGCCGGUUCUGGGAGAUGGCACAGGGCCAUGUCCGGCUCUGCAAGUCGGAGUUGGAAGCCUUUGGGCAGUCGGCCAAGUCGAUAGUGGAGCGGCUUGAUGGUAUCAGAGCCAAGAGGGAACAAGCAGAGAAGGAGGGCAAGGACGGGGCAGUGUCAGACAGCAAGCACAGAAGGCUGCAGUGGGAAGAACGAUACAUGGCAGCUGAGAUACAGGUGAAGCGGUGCAUUGGGGAGGCCGAGAUAGCCAUGCGGGAGAUCAGGGCCUGGCUGGACACUCUUCCCCCUAGUGAGGAUGCUCCAAAGCAGGCUCAAAUGCGCUCUCUUCUCGCUGAACUUGAGUCGCUCGUAGCUUCGGUCCGAGCCUCCGCCCGCCCGAGCCUGUCUCUGGACCACCCAACUGUGCUCCGCGUGCAGAGGCUCGGCAAGUCCCCUGACUCAUGGGCCUCUGCCGAAGCUGCUGCGGCAGGCAGAGGCUCGGCAUUCCCUGGUACGGUGGUCGUGGCCCCACUCUCAAGCUUUUCUGCUGCAAGCUCAACUGCUGCUGCUGCUUCCGCUCCUGCUGCUGCUUCUGCUGCUGUUGCUGGUACAAUGGCAGCAGCAGGAGCAGCAGAAAGGCCAGACAUGGCUGUUGCAGCUGCAGCACAGGCUACUGCUGGAACUACCGAGUCUGGUAAACUGUUGAAGAAGCCGGCGCUUGUUAUUGGAGGAUCAGCAGCAGCAGGGGCAGGUGGGGUUGCACCAACGGGAACUGAGGAAAAUGUCCCCCCUACCCCUUUUGUCAUUUCGGGUGGGAUCCGUCGUCCUGUAGCUCCAGGGUUCAAGGAUAAGCAAAGCAAGUCAAAGCUGCCGCCCACGGGUGGAAGUGGUUCAGUGCAGAGCAAGCAGGUGGAGGAGAGCAACGGAGGCAGGGAGGGCACUGGUGAAGAUAAGGGGGAGGAAGGCGGGUCUGAUGCUGCAGCUGAAGCAGAUUCUGCUGGGGAAUCAUAA